UAGUCACACUCGCAUGCGGACAGACGGACGGACGGACGGACAGACGGACUGACGGGAUGGAAAUGCAGGAUCCAAAGAUGAACGGAGCCCUCUCUGCGGGUGCCGCAGGCUACAGGCAGGAACGCGAGGGCUUCCUGCCCACCCAGGGCCCUACUCCUGGGAGGAAACCUGUCCAGUUCAUGGAUUUUGAGGGGAGGACAUCAUUCGGAAUGUCAGUGUUCAACCUCAGCAACGCCAUCAUGGGGAGUGGCAUCCUGGGGCUGGCUUACGCCAUGGCCCACACGGGAGUCCUCUUCUUUCUGGCCCUGCUGCUGUGCAUUGCCCUCUUGUCCUCGUACUCGAUCCACCUGCUGCUGACCUGUGCUAGUGUUGUAGGCAUCCGAGCUUAUGAGCAGCUGGGACAGAGAGCAUUUGGACCUGCCGGGAAAGUGGUGGUGGCCGUCAUCAUCUGUCUGCACAAUGUUGGGGCUAUGUCCAGUUACCUGUUCAUCAUCAAAUCUGAACUCCCUCUGGUUAUUGGCACCUUCCUGCACAUGGACCCUGAGGGGGACUGGUUCUUGAAGGGAAACCUCCUCAUCAUCCUGGUCAGCAUGCUAAUCAUCUUGCCUCUGGCUCUCAUGAAACACCUGGGCUACUUGGGGUAUACAAGCAGCCUCUCUCUGACAUGCAUGUUGUUUUUCCUCGUUUCGGUCAUCUAUAAGAAAUUCCAGCUUGGCUGUGAUGUGAGCCACAAUGACACAGCAGUGGAGGGUGGGCAGCCUCCCAUCCAGGGGUUUAACAGCAGCUGUGAGGCCAAGCUCUUCACAGUUGACUCACAGAUGUCUUACACAGUCCCUAUUAUGGCUUUUGCCUUUGUCUGCCAUCCUGAGGUGCUGCCCAUCUACACAGAGCUGUGCCGGCCCUCCCAGCGCAGGAUGCAAGCUGUGGCCAACAUGUCCAUCGGGGCUAUGUUCAUCAUGUAUGGACUCACAGCUACCUUUGGAUACCUUACCUUCUACAGCACUGUGAAGGCAGAGAUGCUGGAAAUGUACACCCAGGAGGACCUGCUCAUUCUUUGUGUGCGUCUGGCUGUGCUGCUUGCAGUGACCCUUACUGUGCCGGUUGUACUUUUCCCUAUCCGCCGAGCCCUACAGCAGCUGCUCUUUCCAAGCAAGGCCUUCAGCUGGCCACGGCAUGUGGCCAUCGCCCUGAUCCUGCUAAUUUUGGUCAAUGUCCUUGUCAUUUGUGUGCCAACCAUCCGAGAUAUCUUUGGGUUUAUUGGGUCUACCUCAGCCCCUAGCCUCAUCUUCAUCCUUCCCAGUGUCUUCUACCUGCGUAUUGUUCCUACUGAGGUGGAACCCUUAUUUUCCUGGCCCAAGAUCCAGGCCCUGUGUUUUGGCAUCCUGGGAGUCCUCUUCAUGGCCAUCAGUCUGGGCUUUAUGUUUGCCAACUGGGCCACAGGCCAGAGCCGUAUGUCUGGACACUGACCUGGCGUGUCCUGCCUCACUCAGUCCCCAUGUUCUCAGGCAUGUAUAUGAAGGAGUCCAAGUCACUUUCCUGCACAGGAUGUGGAGGUGGCUGGUCUCUAUUACAUUGCUGUCAGAUAUGGGGACAAUAGAAGCUGUAGAGUAGUCCCCUUUCCUUCUCCUUAGUGUCGCUUUAUACCCCCUGCCAUUCCCAUGAGAGGAGGGGCGGGGGCGUCAGGGCCUUAGAAGGGUUUUACCCAACACAGUCCUUCUUCCUGGAUGAAGCUGCUUGUCAGGGUUAUCCUGGAGCUACAAGGAAGAAUAAAGAUGCUCAAUGCAACCAUGGUCUGAGCCUUCUGAUAUUUCUCAAAGACUUAUUGGAAGAAACCUGCCCAAGUUAAGGCAGGGGUGAACUGAGGCUGUGAGUAGAACUGUGCUCUUUCUCAACCGUUCUCUUUUCUCCAUUCCUCCAGUGACUCGGCACUCAAUGUAAUCACUCGCCUAUUUACUUACUCAACAGUGGUUUGUGAGCUUGGGAAUAUAGCAGUGAAUGUUCUAGGUGUCAGAGAUAGAGCCACAAAUCAAGCGGAUCAUAGUGCUUCAGUACAAGAGAGAAAAAUGGGCUAAAUUUGGUCUAUUUCGUACUUCUGGGUGGCCCUUGAACUAAGGAUGUUUUGCAAAUUUCUAAAAUAUUGAAAAAAAAUCGAAAGAAGAAUAUGAUUUUCUAGUUUGGCAAGAUCUCUCAGCAGGUAAAACGCACCUGCUACCAAGCCUGACAAAGUGAGUUUGAUUUGGAAGGAGUGUACUGACAUUUGAGUG
Onychomys torridus (southern grasshopper mouse) is the source of this 2264-nucleotide messenger RNA. RefSeq names its product solute carrier family 38 member 5 (gene Slc38a5). The coding region runs from base 57 to 1466 and encodes 469 amino acids. Gene Ontology annotation, molecular function: glycine transmembrane transporter activity; L-glutamine transmembrane transporter activity. Gene Ontology annotation, biological process: L-glutamine transport; serine transport; L-histidine transmembrane transport. The record is from RefSeq and is a predicted model, not a curated record. Lineage: Eukaryota; Metazoa; Chordata; Mammalia; Rodentia; Cricetidae. The transcript has 16 exons.